CAAAAAACAUAACACAUUUACACAAGCUUUUCUAUACUCUUACUAAGCAAAAGUUGAUUAUUGAAUUUGAAGUAGUAGUAAUGGAUAGAGUGAAGGAUUUGGCAUCAAAGAAAGCUGCAGUUAUAUUCACAAAGAGUUCAUGCUACAUGUGUCAUAGCAUAACACAAUUGUUCUAUGAGCUAGGAGCAAGUCCUGCAGUGCAUGAGCUUGACAAUGAACCAUAUGGAAGAGAAAUGGAAAGGGCUUUAAGGAGUCUUGGAUGUAACCCUUCAGUUCCAGCAGUUUUCAUUGGUGGAAAAUUUGUAGGGUCAUCAAAAGAUGUGAUUUCUCUUCAUGUUGAUGGUUCUCUCAAACAAAUGCUCAUGGCUGCUAGAGCCAUUUGGUUCUAGUAAUAACUAAUUAAUAAAACUCCAAAAGAGCUAGGGUCAUGUAUACUCCAUAAUAGAAGUAUAUAUAUUUAUGAUGGAGCUCUAAUUUGGUUAAGUUUGGGACACCCCUUCUUUUUAUUGAGUGUCCUAUUUAGUUGAAACUAAGUGUAUGUAACAAUAGUCUUUUUCUUUUCUUUUUUGUAAUUUUCUCAAAUACCAGCUUACUAUGGCUGAUGUAUGCCAAAGUUCUAUGAAACUUGGUAAUGGUACAAAACUUCUCUGUUUUGGUUAAUGCAACUUUAACCUUUAUGGGGUAAUAUUAUGUCUUUUUUUUUAAAAUUGA
Messenger RNA from Trifolium pratense (red clover), 711 nucleotides. RefSeq names its product glutaredoxin-C11-like. Bases 81 to 389 code for a protein of 102 amino acids. The transcript has a single exon. The record is from RefSeq and is a predicted model, not a curated record. NCBI's taxonomy places the organism in Eukaryota, Viridiplantae, Streptophyta, Magnoliopsida, Fabales, Fabaceae.